Messenger RNA from Vicia villosa (hairy vetch), 390 nucleotides. RefSeq lists its product as uncharacterized. Bases 1 to 390 code for a protein of 129 amino acids. The record is from RefSeq and is a predicted model, not a curated record. The transcript has a single exon. Lineage: Eukaryota; Viridiplantae; Streptophyta; Magnoliopsida; Fabales; Fabaceae.
AUGAUAUUGAAGGGAUUCGGAGUCGUUGUAGACGAAAAGGACAUUUCUAUGGACUCAUCUUAUAGGAAGGAGUUGCAGAAUGCAGUUGGAGGGAAAGUGGUAAGUUUGCCACAAGUAUUUAUCAGAGAAAAACAUGUGGGAAAUGCGGAAGAAUUCAAGUUGUUAAAUGAGUCUGGUGAAUUGGAAAAACUGUUGAAAGGUUUUCCUAUAAAGGAGUGUGGGUUAGUGUGUGAGGUAUGUGGAGAUGCAAGGUUUGUUCCUUGCUUGAAUUGCAAUGGUAGUAGAAAAGUGUUUGAUGAGGAAGAAGGUGAAAUGAAAAGAUGUCAUCAUUGUAAUGAGAAUGGGUUGAUAAGAUGCCCAGGUUGUUGUUCAUAUGGUAUUCUAAGAUAG